UUUUGAAGUCCUGGGUAGAAAUGCAAGAAAUCAACCAUUCCCUUGAAUUCAACAAUGGCGUCGAUCUCGGGUCUUCGUUGUCGCAGAUCAUAUUAUCAGGCGGCUCGAAUACUUUAGAUUCCGUGUUUUCCCAUUGCCCAACUCCAUCAACCGCCAUUAACGAGCCAUUAGGCUCAUCGGUCUAUCUCCGGCAACGAGAUCUCCUACAAAAAUUCUGCCAACAAAACAGAGGAAGCCCUUCGGUUUCACGAAAAUCCACAAAGGGUAUUCUUCAAAACUACCGAAACCCACCAUCGACGACCAAUUACUGGAGCAUCACUCAAAAGAAGAAGCUAUACAGAGGGGUGAGGCAAAGGCAAUUGGGAAAGUGGGUGGCCGAAAUCAGACUGCCGCUGAAUAGAGUACGUGUAUGGUUAGGCACUUACGACACGGCCGAAGCCGCCGCUUAUGCUUACGAUCGCGCCGCGUAUAUGCUCCGAGGCGAAUACGCGAGGCUGAAUUUCCCCGCCGUGAAUGACGUGACCGAGUUGGGGUUUGCAGACUGUGCUAAACUGAAUGCUCUGAAGAACACGGUGGACGCUAAGAUUCAAGCCAUUUGUCAAAAGGUGAAAAGAGAGAAGAAAGCUGCAAAACAAGCGAAAGUAUCGGAGCCAUUCCCGUCGUCUUAUCCGUCGUUGUCGUCGCCGUCGCCGAAUGUGUCGGAAGAUGGUUUUUGGAGAUGUGAGAACUCACCGUCCUCCGAUUUGAAUGAUUAUCCGACGGUAAUUACAGAGGAGCCGAUGUUUGAAGAAUGUUCGCUUGCUAGAAUGCCGUCUUUAGAUGCUGAAUUGUUGUGGGAGAUUCUUGCUAAUUAAGAUAAUAAAUUUUUUGUUUUCACUUUUUUGAGAAAAAAAUGAAGACUUUUAGCAGAAAGCUGUAACUGGUAGCAUUUUUGUUGGGGGUUCUUACUUCUUAACAAUGGUGUC
This is a messenger RNA of Hibiscus syriacus, 965 nucleotides long. Its product is annotated as ethylene-responsive transcription factor ERF061-like. The record is from RefSeq and is a predicted model, not a curated record. Gene Ontology annotation, biological process: regulation of DNA-templated transcription. NCBI's taxonomy places the organism in Eukaryota, Viridiplantae, Streptophyta, Magnoliopsida, Malvales, Malvaceae. Gene Ontology annotation, molecular function: DNA binding; DNA-binding transcription factor activity. The transcript has a single exon. Bases 21 to 854 code for a protein of 277 amino acids.